AUGGAGUUCAAUCCAGGUCUUCUUCAACAGAAUUCUCUGGCCUUAUUUGUCUUGUGUGGUGCCCAUAAUUUGAAUUUGAUAUUAGCUGACGCUGCCAAGGGCUCCCUAGAUGCAACUUGUUACUUCGGAUAUUUAACGAAAGUAUUCACAUUGUUUUCAGUCUCUCCUCAGAGGUGGCAAGUUCUUAUAAAACAUGUCAGUAUUUCUCUGAAAUCGUGGUCAGACGUCAGAUGGGAAAGACGAGUAAAAAAUGUGGAGGCAAUUAGAUAUCAACCUGCACAAAUCAGAGAAGCGCUUUUGAAACUCAGAGAAUGUGCAACUGACCCUGUCAUCAAAGUUGAGAUUCAAUCGUUGGCAGAGGAAGUAGGGUCAUACCGUUUUGUCAUUUGCUCAAUUGUGUGGUAUGAUAUACUCAGCAAAAUUCAGCACGUGAGCAAACUAAAGCAGUCGAUUACGAUGCAGCUCGGCGUGGCUGUAGAUCUGCUAAAGAAGACCAGAGAUCAUAUUGUCAGCUACAGAAAUACAGGUUUUGCUGAUGCACUAACUACUGCUAAAGAAAUCUGUGAAGCGAUGAACGUAGACACCGUGCUGAAACAGAAGAGACUAAAAACUAAAAAAUGCCACUUUAGCUAUAAGUGUGCAGACGAACCUGUCAGCGAUGCACUCAAGAGGAUGGACACUACAUUUUUCAAUGUGGUAAUGGACACUGCGAUUUCCUCUCUUAAUGAGAGGUUCAAGACCUUGGGCGAGGUGAAUGGAAAGUUCAAGGUAUUGUUAGGGUUCACGGACAUGUCUGACAAAGACAUCGUCGAUCACUGCCAAACCCUCAACAACACGCUUACUCAUGAGGGACACUCAGACAUUGAUGGAAGGGAACUGGCCAUGGAGCUGCAGAGUGUCCCAGAUUUGCCUUCCAAGAGAAGACAACAAUGGAUUUUCUCACCUUCCUGCAUGAAAAGAAACUUACUGAAGUAUUCCCGAACUUGUGGGUAG
Messenger RNA from Homarus americanus (American lobster), 993 nucleotides. RefSeq lists its product as uncharacterized. Bases 1 to 993 code for a protein of 330 amino acids. NCBI's taxonomy places the organism in Eukaryota, Metazoa, Arthropoda, Malacostraca, Decapoda, Nephropidae. The transcript has a single exon. The record is from RefSeq and is a predicted model, not a curated record.